This is a messenger RNA of Colletotrichum truncatum, 141 nucleotides long. Its product is annotated as rta1 domain protein. Lineage: Eukaryota; Fungi; Ascomycota; Sordariomycetes; Glomerellales; Glomerellaceae. The record is from RefSeq and is a predicted model, not a curated record.
AUGAGCGCUGAAAAGUUUCGCGCAGCUGUCGAAAGUGGAGAGGUCCCGGUUGACUGUCACGAUCAGGUGUUGCGGAUGGCCUUCAUCUACUUGGACAAAGGGCUGUGGGAUGGCAACGGGGUGUUCAGCAUUGCUCCUUGA